Messenger RNA from Colossoma macropomum (tambaqui), 4453 nucleotides. RefSeq names its product 5'-nucleotidase domain containing 3 (gene nt5dc3). The transcript is spliced from 14 exons. Bases 143 to 1840 code for a protein of 565 amino acids. The record is from RefSeq and is a predicted model, not a curated record. Lineage: Eukaryota; Metazoa; Chordata; Actinopteri; Characiformes; Serrasalmidae. Gene Ontology annotation, molecular function: 5'-nucleotidase activity.
CCCGUGACAGGCUGUUGCAGUGGGCACUAUCAGGCAGCCCGGCGGAGAGGAGCUGAGUUUCAGGCUCAUGUAGCCGGCGCUGUGGCCGCUCUCGGUUGAUAGGACCUACACAGGGGGAACGGUUGUGGGGCAGAGAGGAACCAUGCCGACCUUGUUUUUGCCCCUCUCUCGCCUCGCCAGAAGCGGGAGCGGUGUUGGGAAGCUGCUGGCUCGCUGUACGGCUCUCCACCCACCUGGCGGGACAGGGAUUUCUGAGAAAUGUCAACCGGCGUAUCGAAACCUAUCCUCCCCGGCACGGCUCUCCACAGCCGGCAUGAGCACCAGCUCCGCGGACGGAGACGUGACCGGCUGGCUGUGGUCUGUUUACAAUGAAACCAAACGGCAGACUGAAGAUUUAAUCCCAGCAAUAUCGAACAACUUUGUGAAUCCGGACACCAUCUUCGCCAACAAUGAGAUGAGCUUGCAGGAUAUUGAAAUCUAUGGCUUUGACUACGACUACACUUUAGCCUUCUAUUCCAGCAAUCUCCACACCCUGAUCUUCAACAUCGCUCGGGAUAUUCUCAUCCAAGAACACAGGUACCCAGAGGGACUGAAGGAGUACGAGUACAUCCCUGAUUUUGUGGUUCGGGGGCUGCACUAUGAUGUUCAGAAGGCUUUACUGAUGAAGAUAGAUGCUUUUCAUUAUAUCCAGCUUGGAACAGUGUAUAGGGGACUUCACCCUGUCUCAGAUAAAGAAGUCAUUGCUAUGUAUGAGGGCUCCCAUGUCCCUCUGGAGAUCAUGAGUGACUUUUAUGGCAAGAGUUCCCAUGGGCACACUAUGAAGCAGUUUAUGGACAUCUUCUCUUUGCCUGAGAUGACCCUGCUCUCAUGUGUUAAUGACUACUUCAUGAAGCACAACAUCGACUAUGAGCCUGUACAUCUCUACAAAGAUGUCAAGGAGGCCAUAGGAGAUGUCCAUGUAAGGGGAAUUAUGUAUCGAGCUGUUGAGGCAGAUAUUGAGAAGUACAUCUGUUAUGGUGAACAGACCCAUGCAGUUCUAAGAAAGCUUUCAGAUAAUGGAAAGAAGAUGUUUCUGAUCACCAACAGCCCCCUGGACUUUGUAAAUCGAGGAAUGAACUACAUCGUUGGAAAAGACUGGAGGGACCUAUUCGAUGUGGUCAUAGUGCAGGCUGACAAGCCAAGUUUCUUUAACGACCGCAGAAAGCCAUUCAGGCGAGUUACUGAUAAAGGAGUGUUGCUAUGGGACAGGAUUCACCAUCUGGAGAAAGGGCAGAUUUAUAAACAGGGAAACUUGUAUGAGUUCUUGAGACUCACUGGCUGGAGGGGCUCAAAGGUUUUGUACUUUGGAGACCACAUCUACAGUGACCUUGCGGAUCUGACUCUGAAGCAUGGCUGGAGGACUGGGGCCAUCAUCCCUGAGUUGCGAAAGGAGAUCAAGAUCAUGAACACGGAGGAAUAUGUGCACACCAUGACCUGGCUGCAGAGCCUGACCAACCUGCUGGAACACAUGCAGGUGCACCGAGAUGCUGCCUCACAGGCAGUGAUUCAGCACUGGGUCAAAGAGAGGGAGGACAUGAGAUCCCGGGCGAAAGACAUCUUCAACCCUCAGUUCGGAAGUCUUUUCCGCACGUAUCACAAUCCAACCUACUUUUCCCGUCGCCUCUCCCGCUUCGCCGACAUCUACAUGGCUUCCAUCAGCUGCCUGCUCAACUACGACCUACAACACACUUUCUACCCCAGACGCACUCCGCUGCAACACGAGGCCCCCUUCUGGCCAGAGCAGACCAGUGCAGGGGCCAUGAACAUACCCUUCCAGAGCACGCGAGCAGGAUCUGAAUAAGCCUGGACAGAUGACAGGUGGCGUUACGGUUAUAGAGCAAAAUAUAUAUCUAUAAUGUGUAUAUUUAUAUACCACAGUGCGACUGCUGUUACUAGUGUUUAAAGUAAUAGUUUGACGAAAAGCUAAUUUAUACACUUUGGCGCUGACCCAAGGUGACGUGUUUGGAGUCUAAAUUUUGCUUGUUUGGUUUACGACUUGAGCUACAUGUAAACAUUGUAAACAAACACAAGAACCCAGUAGUCACCCAAAUAGCCCAGAUAGUUUCUGUGGAAAUACAUCACCAAAACUUCUCCCAACCUGUUCAAACUGCCUCCAGGACCUAUCUAAGGUCACACAGAGUUGACAGUGUGGUUUAGGAUACAGUAUGACUUAAUGUGAACUAUAAAAAUGAAAAAAACUGUGGGGAGCCUUUUAGACAACAGGAUCUCUUCAUAAACCACUUUAGGAUUAGGAGUGCUGAUGUAGUAUCAGUUUUUGUGACAGUGACUAUCAUGAAUAUGAAGGAAUCUGAUCCAAGAUCAGUCCUAUAAUUUAUAACCACACUGAAAUGGCUCCCACAGUGGUGAAGCUUUAUUCAUCUAGUCUGGACAAUGUUAGUGAAGACCUGGAUGCAGUUUAAGCAGGUUGAGAGAAGUUUUUUGGGAUGAAUCACAAAAACGAUUUGGUUGACUGUUGAGUUCUGGUGUUUGUUAGCUAUAUUAGCCUCAAAGCUCCAAUGCUGAAUUAAAGAUGCAAAAUUGGACGCCAAACAUGUCUUAGCUGAUCAGCUAAACCUAGGGUAAGUAGAAAAUUGUGCAAAUACGUUUUUAAUUAAUUAGUUUUUUGCCAAACUGUUUAUUUAAGCAGACAAAUCAGCUGUAUAAAUGUGGUAUUUACUAAUGCUGGAGUUUAAACAACCUUGUUCAGUUGACGUGCCGCACAUCUCCUAAAGUAGUGAUGUAGGUAUUUCCACUGUAAAAAAAACAAAAAACAAAAUGAAGUACUGUUUUUUGCAUGUUUUCUUGAUGUAUUUUUAAAAAUGGUAGAGUUCAGCUAUUCUAGGCUAAACAAUCAUGCAGUUAGUACACUAACGUUGCCAGUCAAAGAUUCACAUUGCGCCAGUGUUACAUAUUUAAAAAAGAAUGUAAGAGUGGGUAAUUUUUCACCAGGCAUAAAACACAGCCAUAGCUCUUUAGUAUUUAAAACUGUCACUACCUUAUUUUUAUAUUUACAGCAUAUCUGAACUCUAUGUGAAUGUUUUGGUCUUCAGUUAGUGUCUCUUAAUUAACUGGAGAAUUGAAAUGCAUAUUUUUUGAUUGUUUUUGUUGAUUUGUUGCUAAAGUGUUUGCUCUUUUAUCAGAAUGUGCCUCAGUGUGGUGGAGAUUUAAAAAUAAGCAAUAGCUUCGGUUUGUAUUUAGUGCAUCUCUAAAAUCUGUGCUCUGCUCAUAGGAAAAUGGGAGUAGUUGUCGUCUUCUUUUCUGGCUUUACAUGCUUGCUGAAAAGAGCAAUAUAUAGGGUCUAACUUUCCCUUCUGCUCUGUCACCAGCAUUAUUUUUCAAACCCAAAUCCUAACCCUAACUCAGGGAUGGAUUAUUCUAGAGGACCACAGCACUGCACAGUUUAUUAUUUUCCCUGCUCUUAUAAACUGAUUCAACUCAUAAAGGCUUUAAUAAUUAAUAAUUAACUGAUGAGCUGCAUGAGGUGGGCGUCCAGUAGGGAUAUCACUAAACUGUGAAAGUGCUGUGACACCCAAAACUAGCAUUGGAUCAACAGCAGAGCCUCUUAUACCAACACCGUUGAGCACACCACCAAAGCGAACAGCAAUCUGAAGUACGGCAUUUGUCCUACAGCGUUGAAAUGAAGAAAGAGCUUAUCUUUCAUAGCAUUUUAAACUUGGUUUUUGUAGUUUUGCUUUGCGUCCUUGAAUAAAAUAUUUGAUACGCACAAAUUCUAGCAAGUUACAAAGUUUUAUGAAAAAGUUUUAUGCAUAAGUGCUUUAGAUGCCUGUAAGACGGUAGAAAACCUGGUGUUCUCUAUUAAAUGCCUUGUAUGCUUUAUUUAUGCAUUGUGUUGAUUUACUACAUUUUCUGCUGAACGUAAUUUUAAUAUUAUUGAUGGUUUAUUGACUAUAGAAUACUGUAUAAUUAGAGCUUUCUGUCUUUAAAAAAUGAGGCCCAAGUGCUCACUUUCAUUCUACAAUCUGAUGUUUUCUGUGUGUGUAUAUUCUAUCUGGUUAUCCUGUUGUCAUUUUGCUCAGUUUAAUGACCAGUGUAUUGUAAAACUUUGUUUUUCUGGCCAGCUUUCAACAUGACAUGACACGAUAUAUAAAUGUUUAUCACUCGUGAAGGAACUGAAAUAGCGUUGCACUUGUUUUUGUUUUGUUUUGUUUUUCAGAUAUGGUGUUAUACGGUUCAUUUUGUGUGUAUGCCCAAUGAACAGAUGUAGCUGUUUUUCUUUCUUAUGAAUGAAAAGGGACAGACUGAUGGGUUGGACCUCUGACACAAAAGCCUUGAGUGACUACGGUAUUCUGAGGUUGUUUUGACUUUUGUUUGAAGUUUGCUGGAUUUAUUUUGUGACCACCCCCAUUCAGAAUGGGUUACAUGUGUGACGUAUUUAUUAAACAAUUACCUGAAA